Messenger RNA from Schistosoma curassoni, 222 nucleotides. The record is from the annotation of a GenBank genome assembly. NCBI's taxonomy places the organism in Eukaryota, Metazoa, Platyhelminthes, Trematoda, Strigeidida, Schistosomatidae.
AUGUAUACAAAAUUAUUCUCGAAUACAAUUUCCAGUUUCGAACCAAAUUCAGUGUUUUCACCCGUUACUUAUGCCUUGGAUGACAUGUAUUCAGAAAUCAACAAUACAAUGGUUGCAUUCAUAAUUUCUAGAAAUUACUGUGAGAUUUUAAUUUAUAUUACACAAAAACAGUUUCAUUUGAUAACUACAUCAAAGUGCUCAUCCAAUACCCCAUUCAGUUAA